UCUUUUCUUUCUCGUGGCCUGUAGAUUCUCCAUUGUAGUUGAAACUUGAAACCCCAAGGCCCAAGUCAUUGGCCGAAUGGGCUCAAAUUGUGACAAAUCCAAAGUCAUCAGCUUGAUAGACGCUUUCUAAUCUAUCUUAAAAGGAAAGGCUGAAUGGGUUCAGAUUGUGCCAAGUCAGCAGGCCGAACCCUGUAGAAUCGUCGACGAAUGGGCUGGGUUUUCUUCUUCUUCCUCUUUUCUUUUCUUUUGAGAAAAGGGUUUUAACUUUUCUUUUCCUUCACGUUCACGAAUCACGCUGCUUGGAAAGGAGAGGUUAAACGGCCCCAGAAGCGUGAGGAGUGAAUGAAUCUGUCUAACUCCCAUCCAAUUUCCAAACCCUUGACUGAUUCUACUUCGGGGGAAGCCAUUUGCUAUUUUGCAAGUAGAAGUAAAUGGGUUUGAUCAAGAGCACCUUCUCGUUCCUUAUGGGCACGGUGUUCGGAGUCUACGUGGCCCAAAACUACGCCGUCCCGAAUAUCAGGAAGCUCGCCGGCACUGGGCUUCUCAUAGCGCAGCACAUCGAAGAGACUUACCGCAAGCCGAAGAAGAGGAACGACGAUGAUUAGUUCCACUGGUUUUGAGGACGUUUUCUUCUUGUAUUUUUUGGAGGAUGGGGAUUUGUGGUGAAAGUGAUGGUCGUUGUUGGUUGGGAUAUUUCUGAUUGUGAUACGGAAUUUUUUAAUGAAGAAUUGAGCAACUUUUUGCC
Juglans microcarpa x Juglans regia is the source of this 745-nucleotide messenger RNA. RefSeq lists its product as uncharacterized. The coding region runs from base 432 to 605 and encodes 57 amino acids. The record is from RefSeq and is a predicted model, not a curated record. The transcript has a single exon. Lineage: Eukaryota; Viridiplantae; Streptophyta; Magnoliopsida; Fagales; Juglandaceae.